Molecule: messenger RNA, 845 nt
Organism: Ctenocephalides felis (cat flea)
Lineage: Eukaryota; Metazoa; Arthropoda; Insecta; Siphonaptera; Pulicidae
Product: methyltransferase-like protein 23
Exons: 3
Coding region: 115-810 (231 amino acids)
Cellular component (GO): nucleus; cytoplasm
Source: RefSeq, a predicted model, not a curated record
AUUUAAUAACAUUUACAAAUGUUUAUGUUUGCUUAAAAUUUUGGGUUGGCAAGAAUUGAUUUUUGACUUUUUCUCAAUGGAACAUGGCGGAUCGCCAGUCGUAGUUCGAAUCCGAUGUCGAAUGCAAAUGUUGAACAAGUGAAAAAGUUUGUUUUCACCUCAAAAAAUAGAAAGGCUUGUAACGAAACCGGUGAUCAAUUGGAAAUAAUUAUUCCAGAAUUGCUGCAAGCUGGUUAUUCUUUUUAUACGUGGCCAUCAGCUCCUAUUUUAGCUUGGUUUUUGUGGGAAAGAAGAAACGAGUUAAAACUUAAAAACGUACUUGAAAUCGGCUCUGGAACUGCAUUACCAGGAAUUUUAGCGGCUAAGUGUGGCGCAAGAGUGACUCUAACAGAUAGUAGUACUUUGCCAAAAUCCCUCGCUCAUUUACAUCACUGUUGCGUACUGAAUGGUCUCACACCUGAUAUUGAUAUUAAAGUAGAAGGUUUAACUUGGGGACUUUUCUUAAAUUCCAAUAUUUUAAACCUUGGCCAAAUAGAUAUCAUUCUAGGUUCAGAUUGUUUUUAUGAACCAACAGUUUUUGAAGACAUACUUGUUACAGUGUCAUUUAUUUUGUCAAAUAAUAUUCAUUCGAAAUUUUUCUGCACUUAUCAGGAAAGGAGUUCAGAUUGGAGUAUCGAAGCACUUUUAAAAAAGUGGGAUCUGAAGUGCUCAGUUAUUAACAUUCAUAGCGUGGGUGCUGAAUCUGGUAUUAGCAUUCAAGAGUUGAUGGGAGAUCACUCCAUACACUUGUUGGAAAUUACACACAUUUAAUUAUUUAGUUAUUCAUUGUAACGGCUUUCAAAUGA